Messenger RNA from Arabidopsis thaliana (thale cress), 1352 nucleotides. It is a transcript of the gene LPP2, whose product is annotated as lipid phosphate phosphatase 2. The record is from RefSeq and is marked reviewed. The transcript is spliced from 8 exons. The coding region runs from base 283 to 1155 and encodes 290 amino acids. Gene Ontology annotation, biological process: phospholipid metabolic process. Gene Ontology annotation, molecular function: phosphatidate phosphatase activity. Lineage: Eukaryota; Viridiplantae; Streptophyta; Magnoliopsida; Brassicales; Brassicaceae. Gene Ontology annotation, cellular component: membrane.
CAGAUUAAAAUAUUAAACAGAGUAGUCUCUGUUAUUUCUGACAGACAAAAACAUAAAGCUAAAGAGAGAGGAGGUUGCUUUUUCUUUAUUGGACGAACAAAAAACUUUAUCUUUCCUUCCUUUGAAAUCUCCCGGAGAAAAACUAUAGAGAUUUUCCGUUUCCCGCUUUAAUACAGUGCCCCAAUUCGCGCGACACAUAGAGUGUAGAGACGCUUUCACGAGCGUUUCCGACGUCGGACUUUCAGCUCAUCAUCUCCACAUCUUUAACGGUAAAGAUUAAUCAUGCCUGAAAUUCAUUUGGGUGCUCAUACAAUAAGAUCCCAUGGAGUAACAGUCGCGAGGUUCCACAUGCAUGACUGGCUCAUUCUUCUGCUGCUAAUAGUCAUUGAAAUUGUUCUUAAUGUCAUCGAACCCUUUCAUCGUUUUGUUGGAGAAGAUAUGCUCACUGAUCUCAGAUACCCUCUGCAGGACAACACAAUUCCUUUCUGGGCUGUCCCGUUGAUAGCUGUUGUGCUACCUUUUGCUGUCAUUUGUGUUUACUACUUCAUUAGAAAUGAUGUUUAUGACCUGCAUCAUGCAAUACUAGGGCUUUUGUUCUCUGUACUUAUAACCGGUGUCAUAACCGAUGCUAUAAAGGACGCUGUUGGUCGACCUCGUCCUGAUUUCUUUUGGCGUUGUUUCCCUGACGGUAUAGGGAUCUUUCACAAUGUCACGAAGAAUGUUCUAUGUACUGGAGCUAAGGAUGUGGUCAAAGAGGGACACAAGAGCUUCCCCAGCGGCCACACAUCUUGGUCGUUUGCUGGUCUAGGAUUUCUAUCGUUAUACUUGUCUGGGAAAAUCAGGGUGUUUGACCAGAGAGGGCAUGUUGCAAAGCUCUGCAUUGUGAUUUUACCUCUACUGGUUGCAGCAUUGGUUGGUGUAUCCAGAGUUGAUGACUAUUGGCAUCACUGGCAAGAUGUUUUUGGAGGAGCUAUCAUAGGAUUGACUGUGGCCACAUUUUGUUAUCUGCAAUUUUUCCCUCCUCCAUACGAUCCAGACGGUUGGGGACCUCAUGCCUACUUCCAGAUGCUGGCAGACUCAAGAAAUGAUGUCCAAGAUUCAGCAGGAAUGAAUCAUCUAAGCGUGAGGCAAACAGAGCUAGAGAGCGUACGUUGAUGGAGAAGAGACGUCCAUGGAAAUAUCAAGAAGCAACACGCGGGACACCACCCGUAUGCUUCAGAACCGCUAAGUGAAGUCUUUGUACUCGUUAUCUAUCAAUCUUAGGCAUUGUCGCAUUGAUAUGUAUUGGCUUAAUCACAAGGCCCAAUAUUGGUUGGAAGCCCAUUCGCUAAAAAUAGAGCCCUAUAAAGAGA